Molecule: messenger RNA, 4539 nt
Organism: Loxodonta africana (African savanna elephant)
Lineage: Eukaryota; Metazoa; Chordata; Mammalia; Proboscidea; Elephantidae
Gene: PCYOX1
Product: prenylcysteine oxidase 1
Exons: 6
Coding region: 58-1575 (505 amino acids)
Biological process (GO): prenylcysteine catabolic process; prenylated protein catabolic process
Molecular function (GO): prenylcysteine oxidase activity
Source: RefSeq, a predicted model, not a curated record
ACGCCGCGCUGGACUGACUGUGGGGCUCGCCUAGCCGACCGCUGCGCUGGGGAGACCAUGGGGCGAACCGCUGCAGAGCUGGCCUCAUCGCUUCUGGGGCUGUGGCUGCUGCUGUGUAGCUGGGGGUGCCCCGGGAGCGCCGAGCCGCGGGCCCCGCCGGAGAAGAUCGCGAUUAUUGGAGCUGGAAUUGGUGGCACUUCAGCAGCCUAUUAUCUACGGCAGAAAUUUGGGAACGAUGUGAAGAUUGACGUGUUCGAAAGAGGAGAGGUGGGCGGCCGUUUGGCCACCAUGAUGGUGGAGGGGCAAGAAUAUGAGUCAGGAGGUUCUAUCAUCCAUCCUUUAAAUCUGCACAUGAAGCGUUUUGUCAAGGACCUCGGUCUCUCUGCUGCCAAGGGCUUUGAUGGCCUAAUGGGGGUGUAUAAUGGAGAGACACUGGUGUUUGAGGAGAGCCGCUGGUUUAUAAUUAACAUGAUUAAACUAGUUUGGCACUAUGGAUUUCAGUUCCUCCGAAUGCACAUGUGGGUAGAGGACGUACUAGAUAAGUUCAUGAGGAUCUACCGCUACCAAUCUCAUGACUAUGCCUUCAGUAGUGUAGAGAAGCUACUGCAUGCUCUAGGAGGGGACGACUUUCUUGGAAUGCUUAACAGAACCCUUCUUGAAACCCUGGAGAAAGCAGGCUUCUCUGAGAAAUUCCUCAAUGAAAUUGUCACUCCUGUUAUGAGGGUUAAUUAUGGCCAAAGCAUGAACAUCAACAGCUUUGUGGGGGCGGUCUCACUGGCUAGUGCCGAAUCUGGCCUUUGGGCAGUAGGAGGUGGCAAUAAACUUGUUUGCUCAGGGCUCCUUCAGGCUUCCAAAGGCAAUCUUAUAUCUGGCUCAGUAAUGUACAUAGAGGAGAAAACAAGGACCAAGCAGACAGGAAAUCCCACCAAGAUGUAUGAAGUGGUCUAUCAAACUGGAUCUGAAACCCAUUCAGACUUCUAUGACAUCGUCUUGGUGGCCACUCCACUGAAUCGAAAAAUGUCCAAUAUAACUUUUCUCAACUUUGAUCCUCCAAUCGAGGAAUUCCAUCAGUACUACCAGCAUAUAGUGACAACUUUAGUUAAGGGACAAUUGAAUACAACUAUGUUUGGCACUGCAGCCGUAGAUAAAUUUGAUCUCACUGCAAUCUUAACCACUGAUGAUCCAAAUUUGUUCAUUAACAGCAUUGGGAUUGUGUACCCUGUAAGAGAAAAGGAUAAUUCUGAACCAUCCACAGAUGGGACACAUGUUUGGAAGAUCUUUUCAAAAGACAUUCUUACUCAAAAGCAAAUUUUAAAGCUCUUUUUGUCUUAUGAUCAUACUGUGAAAAAGCCAUGGCUUGCAUAUCCUCACUAUAAGCCUCCGGAGAAAUGCCCCUCCAUCAUACUCCAUGACCGACUUUAUUAUCUCAAUGGCAUGGAGUGUGCAGCAAGCGCCAUGGAAAUGAGUGCCAUUGCGGCCCACAACGCUGCCCUUUUGGCCUAUCACCGCUGGAAUGAGCACACAGACAUGAUUGACCAGGAGGGCUUAUAUGAAAAACUUAAGACUGAACUAUGAAUAACAUUUUUUUCCCCUUUCUAGUUCCCAAUGGGUUAUCAUUGGCAAAAAAGAACAAAAUCUGAGCAGAGAUGAUUUUAAAUCAGAUACUUUGCCAUUAUCAUUGUUUAACAAAAGUAAUCCCUGUGGACUAUGAGGAAAUACAAAGCUCUCAUUAAGCGGGAAGGCAUAACGUGCACUUACGCCCCAUCUCCAAAAUUUCCUCACUCCUCUUUCGGUCUCCGUUAGCAGUGUUUUUCAAACUUCUCUGAUUCUAAGAAUCAUUUGGGGUUUGUUAAACGUACAGCUUCUCAAGCUCUUUUCUUGGUGAUUCUGAUCCAGUAGGCCUAGGGGUGUUACCGUUGUUGUUAGGUGUCAUCAAGUUGGUUCUGACUCACAGUGACCCCGUAUACAACAAAAUGAAACACUGAACACUGACUGGUCCUGUGCCAUCCUCACAAUCGUUGCUGUUUAAGCCCAUUGUUGUAGUCACUGUGUCAAUCCAGGACCUAGGGCUAGGGCCCUGGAAUUUAAACAAGAUCUUAGAGUAUUUUAAGCUGAGCACUUGAGGAAGAACUAGUGGCUAGACUUACCCUCUUUGUUGAGGACUGGGCCAUUCGAGCUUCACAGCUGGGCAUAAUUUUCAAUCACAUCAAAACUACUAUGAGAGCUAGUGUCUUAUGCCUGGCAUUAGUAAUUUAUACCCUUUUUCACAGUAAAUGUGCCCAUGCCCUAAGCCUUGACCUUUAGAAUGUUACCUUUUGAUUUCUUCUGUCCCAGUUUUAUUAGGGGUGAAAUUUAGAAGUCUUAGUAGGACAACCUUCAGAUGUCAUACAAGCCUCAAGUAAAACGAAAAGCAAAUACAGGUUACUGAUUUAAGAAAUUGGCAUUCUAUUAGCAAACCCUCACCUGAACCUUUAAAAAAUAUCGAUAGAUGCCCACCACCAGAGAUUCUGACUUCACGGAUUAGGGACAGUGCCUUGGUAUUGUAGUUUUUUAAAGUUCUAAGGUAGUUCUAUAUAUGUAGCCAGGGUUGAGAAUCAUCGACCUAAAAAUCUGACAGUGGACCCGAACUACUGGGUCAACUACAGGUAAAAUACUUCCUGUAAGGGAGUUGAUGUCUACAAAGGGCUUUUAGUACCUUAAAACUCCUAAGGAACUCAAUCCAUCAUCAAAGCAGAUCCUUUCUGCAAACAAUUUUUCAAUGAGAGCUCUAGUAGUAAUCUUGAUAGUAAGGAGCACUGACAGUCUAACAGCAGAGGCAACUUAGGUAACUCCAGAAUGGUUGGCACAGAGUAGGAUAUUCAGAAUGACACUAAGCUUCACCAAAUCCAGCAUGUUCAAAGUGUGACGAUGUUUCUAAAGCUACUGUGGCAUUCUGGGUGAGAAACUGGUUGCUGAAAUCUUGCUUUAAGGCAGUAGUCCUCAACCUUGGCUGCACACUGGAAUCACCUGAAGAUGAUUUAAAUCUUCCUAAGUGAUUCUUAUAUGCAGUCAAACCUGAGAACCAGUUCUACAUCUACAAUACAGAGAUCAUGAAUGACUGUUCUUACAGCCACCAGUAGGACAGAGCAAGCCAAAGACGGUGAAUUAUAAUCCUUAAUGCAACCAAGUCAGCAAAAGCCCUUCACCAGGUCAUGGCAGUAGCUAUUUUAGAAAAUGGUGUAAUGGAACAUUGAUGCAUAGUAAAAAUGGUUUCUUCCCUAGUACAGUUGUGAAUAUUAAUAUGCUAUAAAACUGCCAAGAUACAUUGUUUGAAAUAGAGGCAGCAGUUAGACCCAUUGUUUGUCAAAGGGUCAGCUUUUUAAAAAUUUUAUUCUUAUUAAGUAUGUUAAGAAGCAUUCUUUUUUUCCCUUUUGUGGUUUUAAUGAAGGCAUUACAUAAAUACUAAAAAAUCACAAAUACUAAUAAGAGCUCAUUUAAUUUCUAUCACUGGUAGAUGUGUUUUGCAAUGAGAUGUAUUUUUACUUAGGAUACCACUGCUGUUGGUAUAUCAAAUCUAUAAUGAUUAUAUUUUCCAACAGGGCAUCUGAAACUGCUUCCUCAAAGGGCAAAACAGGUAUUGCCCUGUCUAUUAGAUAGUUUUAAUACAAUUAUAGUAUUAAAGAACAUUUUUAUUGGAGUAAAAUACUAUCAGAGCCUGCUACUGCCAGAGACCACUCAUCUUUUUACAGAAGAGACUUGUAGAAAUUACGUAGGGGCUGAAUGAAAGUUAGCUCUAUUCCAAUGGUCCUACUUGAACCUGUACCAGAAUCACCUGAAGGGCUUGUUAAAACAGAUUGCUGGACUUUACCCUCACAAUUUCUUUCAGUAGGUUUGGGUGGGACACCAAAUUAACGUUCCUUGGUGAUGCUGCUAGUUUAGGAACCACACCUCUACCAGUCAACUUUUAUGUGGCUGCAAAAAAAAAUCCAAGUCCGUCAACAUCAAUGGAGAUUAAAUUAAAAAGUGCUGGAGAAAAAUGGAAAAAUAAAAAUGCAUCGGCCUUCACACCACCGCUCCUUAUUGUGAUUAAGUUUGAACCCUCCAGCUUUUCUGCUAUACAACUUCUCUAAAUACGAAGCGCCAUUUUUAAACAUACAUAUAAGUGAUUGUGUUCCAUGUUUUAAAAGUACCUUACAUACUCACCUAUGUAUACUCCAUUCUCUACAGUUUUAAAGUGAUUCAAGAUUUACCAGCUUUUUACCAGAUUACAAAAAGAACAGGCCUAAGCAUUUGCUUGGGAGGUUUCUUAAGGUUAUGUUUAUAAUAUAACCAUCCGUAAUAUAUCCCUGAUCUCAUUUUGUGAGCCGUAAGAUACAACUCAUGAACUAGAAGAAUGUAUUAUGGGCAGCAUUCUCACUACCCUCUCUACUCCACAAAGAAAGAAUGACAAUACACUGGAAUGUUUUUCUCUGGAAUGGAUCCUAUUUCUACUCUUGUAUUAAAAAAAAAAAAAAAAAUCCCUACUUAAUAAUUCCAUUCAAAAUAAACAACUACACCAUU